AUGCUGCCACAUGUCGGCUCAGGGCCCGCCUCUCUCCCUGCCAAGGCGCAAUUUGUUGCUUACAUGGCCCGCCGGCUUUGCUCCACCUGCCUUGGGUAUUCCCCUCCGGAUGACCCUCGCAGCCUGGCGCACCUCAAAGUGGAAACCUCCGGGAAGCUUCUGGAAGACCAGGUCGUUGCAGGGCUGGACAGCCUCUGCUGGAAUAUCGAGCGUGAAAUGACCCGCCACGUCAGCACCUAUCUCAGGCGCCACCCUGCCUUAGCAACCGGUAACUGGCACGCGCCCCGGAGCUACGGCCGAGCCAAAGGCGGCAGGUUCGGCGGCGGCAGCCACGGCAGGUUCGGCGCCGGGUGGUACGGGACGAGCAGCAGCAGUCUGCAUGCGAGUGAGCCACUGAACCGGCUGUCUGCUGCUAUGGCACUGUCACAGCUCAGGAGGAUGGAGGUGCCUUCCCAUCGAUCCAACACCUCUGCUGCUGCCAGACAGAUUCAUGCCACGUUCUUCGGCCGCAUCUGCCCACUGGAAACCCCCAAGUCCGAGGCGAUAGGGUUAUCCCUCAACCUUUCGCUUGCUACCUGUGUCUCUGGGGAGUGGGGAGAGGAGGAGGAGGACGAGGAUCAGGAGGAAGACGGGAAAGAGAAGGAAGGAGAUGGUGCGAAAGCGGUUGAGAGUGGUGAUGAUGAUGACAUCUGGGGUUUGGAGGAUAUUGGUGAUGGUGCUGAUAACCCUUGGGCUUUGGACAAGGAUGGUCGUAGUGAUGGUGCGAGGGAUGCUAAGGGAGAGGGACGCAGUGCAGCGAGGGGUGGUGACGUGGCGUUUGGUGACUGGUGGCUGGUGAAGGAGCUGCAGACACGUGGGAUGGUCCUCCUGGAGAGCGAGGGGGUGAGAAGAGGAGGAGGAGAGGAGGAGGAGGAGGAGGAGGAGGAGGAGGAGGAGGAGGAGGAGGAGGAGGAGGAGGAGAAGUUUGGCUCGGCAUGGCCUAUCACCCCGCCCUGCACUCCCUGCACCUCGCCUCGUCCCCGGCUCGGCAUGGCCUAUCACCCCGCCCUGCACGCCCUCCACCUCGCCUCCUCCCCGGGUCGCAUCCUCCGCCCCUUGCUGCUGCAGCAGCCACCCAUUGACCUUCCACCCAGCACCACCAGCAGCAGCAGCAAGAGCAACAGCUGGGAGCAGGCAUGGGAGACAAUGCUCGCAUCAGGGGCAGUGGAGUAUGUAGACGCAGCAGAGGAAGCAACCAACUGCAAGCCUGCCCCAGCAGAACCCUACAUGGCUGCAGAGCAGCGCAAGGAACUCUCCGAAACAAGCCUGGAGGAUAUCUGCGGCGGUGCAGCACGGGAUGCUCGGCAGCAAUCUCCGGACUCUACCCUGUCUCUGUCGUCCUUUCUUCGAGACUCAUGUGGUUUAGAAGCGUCUGCGCGUCACUCCCACAUGGAGAUUCAUCCGGAGCUCAUGUUUGGUGCGAUUGCGUCGGCUCUGCCGUUUGUGAAUCACAAUGGCGUUUCUCGCAGCACUGGGGCAGCUCACAUGUUCAAGCAGAUUCAUCCCGAUCUCAUGUUUGGCGCCAUUGCGUCGGCUCUGCCGUUUGUGAAUCACAAUGGCGUUUCUCGCAGCACUGGAGCAGCCCACAUGUUCAAGCAGUCCAGCUUCCCUGCCCUCCUCCUUCCCCCCACCUCCCCUACAGGCCAUGGGCGUGCCACCCUACAACCUCCCCCUCGCUCCGACCGCACCCAUUUUGCUCUGCACUACCCCCAGCGACCCCUCCUGAUUCCUCGUUCGUUCCCUAUUUCCUCUUCCCCCCUUCUCCUCUACCCACCUCUCCCACAGGCCAUGGGUGUGCCACCCUACAACCUCUGCCAUCGUUCCGACCGCACCCUUUUUGCUCUGCACUACCCUCAACGGCCCCUCGUGGCCUCCAGAAUUGCUGAACUCGCCAGUGGCCUUUCAGACUUCCCCAAUGGCCAGAACGCCAUCGUCGCCGUGAUGAGCGCUGGAUACAACCAGGAGGACGCGCUGAUAAUCAACCAGGCGUCAGUCGACAGGGGCCUGUUCGGCAGCACCACAUUUAGAAGCUUCGUGGAAGAGGAGGCGGCUGCAGGGAAGGCUUGGCGUGCAGGGUGGGAUGCAGAUGGUCUUACUGAUAGCGAUGAUGAUGCUGCUGGUGCUGGUGCUGGUGCUGCUGGUGGUGCUGCUGCUGCUGGUGCUGCUGCUGCUGCUGCUGCUGCUGCUGCUGCUGCUGCUGCUGCUGCUGCUGCUGCUGCUGCUGCUGCUGCUGCUGCUGCUGCUGCUGCUGCUGCUGCUGCUGCUGCUGCUGCUGCUGCUGCUGCUGCUGCUGCUGCUGCUGCUGCUGCUGCUGCUGCUGCUGCUGCUGCUGCUGCUGCUGGUGCUGGUGAUGGUGGUUGGCAGCAGAGGAGGGGAAGGAGAGGUGGACAAGAAGAGGGACGAAAGGAGAGACCGCCUCUUCGAGCCAAGACGGAGCCAGUCGAUCUCACACAGGAUGAUGAUGCUGCUGACGUGGCAAUGGCGCAGGCUGGUGAGAAGGAGGCCACGUGGCAAGGUGGUGAUGACGUGGGGGUCGAGCAAGAUGAUGACGUGGCAAUGAAUCAAGCUAUGGGUGCACGGGGGGAGGAAGCAGGAAGGUCAGAGGCAGCAGCAAUUGAUGCUGAGAUGCCUCGAAAUGAAGAUACAGCAGUUGCUGGUGAAACAGGUGCAUGGGGUGCAGAGGCACAAGCAGAGGUGCAAGCAGGAGGGUCAAGGACAGCAGGUGAUGAUAUGUCUCAGAAUGAAGAAGGAGCAGAAGUAGGAGUGGGGGCAGGAGCACCAGCAGACAGAGGAGGAGGAGGAGGAGGAGGAGCAGAAGGAGCAGCAACAGGAUGGGGUGAGAGGAUUGAGAGGGAGGAGGGUGAGGGUGGUGGGUGGGGUGGGUGGGGUAGGAGUGAAGAAGCACGCGGGGCAGGUAGGGAUGCCGGGUGGGGUGGUGGUGAUGCUGAUGCUGAUGCUGAUGCUGCUGCUGAUGCUGCUGCUGAUGCUGCUGCUGAUAAAGGUGGUCCUGCUGAUGGGGGUGGUUGGGGUGAUGGGGGUGGUGGUGAAGGGAUGGAUAGAGGAAGAGAGGGAGCAACAGAAGAAGCAGGGGGUUCGGGUGCAAGUGACAAGGAGAGGGACGAAUGUGAUGGGGGAGGAGCAGGGUGGGGUGCUGCUGCUGGCGCCAGUGGCGCUGAUACUGGUGGUGCUGCUGAUGCUGGUGGUGGGGGUAGUUGGGGUGGGGGUGGGGGUGAUGAGGAGGAUAGAGGAAGAGAGGGAGGAGGAACACCAGCAGGGGGAUGGGGUGCAAGUGACAAGGAGGGGGACGAGGGUGGUGGGUUGAAUGGCAGCGGGGGCGGACGAGGGGGAGGUUGGGCUGGUGGUGAGGAGGAUAGAGGAAGAGAGGGAGGAGCAGCAGCAGCAGCAACACAAGCAGGGGGAUGGGGUGCAAGUGACAAGGAAAGGGACGAGGGUGACACGAAGAAACAUAGUGGACGCUGCUCGUAUGUCACUUCCUCACCCCACAUCCCCCCUUCUCUCCCUUCCCCUUCCCUCCAGCUGCCCCGCCUCACGGCCACAGGGGAGGAGGAGAAAAUUCAUAGUCUCAUGGUGUCGCAGGUGGAAGGGGGAGGCGGGAUAGUGGACGCCGCUGGCAUGGACGUGGACAGUCACGGCGUGCGGCUGGGGAGGGUGAGUCUGUGGCUGGCAGGUGCUGUCUCCUUCCCUUCCUUUGGGAUAGUGUCCGUUGCUGUUUGCAUGGACUUGGGCAGUCAUGGUGUGCUGCUGGAGAGGGUGAGUGAGCUCUUGUUUUCGCCAUCGUUUCAUGCUCUGUUCCUUCAGCUGGUUGCGGGAUUCCUCCUUUUUCUCUCCCCUCCCCAGGUGCGCCUGCGUGCCACCCUGCGCCCAGAGGCAGGGGACAAGCUCACGAGCCGGCACGGGCAGAGGGGGUUAUUGGCCGCGUGCUGCCCUGCCUGCCACGAUCUUCCCUGGUUCGAUGGCGUUGCCAAGCUUGCUGCUUUCCUCUCCCUUCCCUCCCCAGGUACGCCUGCGUGCCACACUCCGCCCAGAGUGGGAGCGCCGCUAGGGGUGGUACCAGACCUGGUGAUCAACCCACACGCGCUGCCCUCCCGCAUGACGCUGGGGCAAGUCAUGGAAGCACUCUUCGCCAAGGUGGCAUGCUCACCCGUGCAAGAGACAAGUAGCAAUAAAGGCCUCUCAUCCUUCUCCGCCUGCUCCUCUGACCUCUGGGGCUCGGACCUUCUCUCUGAAGCACAGCAUCGAUUGCGCAGUUGUGGCUACUCCCCUCUCGAUUUAGGCAAGGACGUUGCAUACUGUGGGUUGACAGGACGGGAGAUGGAAGGGAGGGUGUUUGUGGGACCCACUCACUACCUGCGUCUGAAGCACCUGGCAGCCGACAAGAGAGCCACACGGGCUAUUGGUACCAAGCAGAUGAACACCAGACAGCCGCCUAAGGGCAGGGCGCAGCAGGGGGGCAUGCGGGUGGGGGAGAUGGAGAGGGACUGCCUGGUGGCGCACGGGGCAGCGCACUCCCUCUCUGAGCGCCUCUCCCUCCUCUCAGACGCCACCGCUGUUGCCGUCUGCUCUGCCUGCGGCCUCAUUGCCACUGCGGCCGGUGGAACUGGGGGAGGUGUACCUGGGGUGGGUGGAUCUGGGGGAGGUGGACUCGGGGCGGGUGGUGGUGGUGGUAGCGGUUUUGAUGGUUGCGCUGCUGGUGGUGCUACUGCUGAUCCUGGUGGUUUCGGUGGUUAUGGUGGAGCGGGGAGUGAUCGCCAUGGUCCUCUGUGCCAGUCAUGUGGAAGCAGCACAAACACCACAGAGGUGUGCAUGCCGUACGCCUUGAAGCUGCUGUUUGAAGAGAUGAGGGCCAUGGGGAUUUCCGUGCGCGUACAGCCAUCCCACUGCUGA
Closterium sp. Yama58-4 is the source of this 4944-nucleotide messenger RNA. NCBI's taxonomy places the organism in Eukaryota, Viridiplantae, Streptophyta, Zygnematophyceae, Desmidiales, Closteriaceae. The record is from the annotation of a GenBank genome assembly.